Cylicostephanus goldi is the source of this 711-nucleotide messenger RNA. Lineage: Eukaryota; Metazoa; Nematoda; Chromadorea; Rhabditida; Strongylidae. The record is from the annotation of a GenBank genome assembly.
AUGGCCUCAUCUCUUGGAGAUAGGAAGAAGAGUAGAUCUAAGUCGGAGAAAAAGCGUAAAUCCCAAGUGAAUGCGGUGUUAGUCGAAGAGGCGCCAGCUCCUCAUGAGCCCCUAUUCGUACCUCGAAUUUAUUCGUUGAGUAAUUACAAAGAGACUAAGCAUCACCGACUACCACAGGUGGUCACUGCCUUGAUGGAUAGCGGAGCAACCAUAACGUAUAUGCGGAAAGAAACAGCGGAUCAGCUUGGACUCCCGUACUGUGAUACUUUGAAUAAAACUUGGCCAAAGCCGCCAAUGGUACAUUUGUGCCUUGGUCGGAUCAUGGAAAUCGGAAGUUACAAUCUUCCGCAUAAAUUGUAUGUGGCGCAGGAAUCGGACUGUACGGCGCCUGUCCUGCUCGGUACUGACUUUAUCGAGAAGCUCAAUCGAUUAGGGCUUAAGCUGACUAUAGAUCUCCAUAAUAAUUCCUUAACUAUAGGGGAUAACGCUACCAAUUUAAUAAAUAACGUUGAGGCCCAAACUCCAUAUAAUGUUAGGUUGAUCGAUAAUGUUUUAUUGCCAAGAAGAUCUAAUAAUAUUGUGCAAGCCAUCAUCGAGGGCUACUUUUCUACUCGACCAUUAGACUUUUUCAUUGAAGAUAACCUAAGGCCCUACUCGGGGAUCUACAUAGUUGGUCGAUGUCUGGUUAACCCCAUUUUAAGGUCUAUGUAA